AGGAAAUUUGGUGAGCGACCUCCACCGAAGCGGCUCACCAGGGAAGCGAUGAGGAACUAUUUAAAGGAGCGCGGCGAUCAAACAGUCCUAAUACUUCACGCAAAAGUGGCUCAGAAAUCCUAUGGAAACGAAAAGAGAUUUUUUUGCCCUCCUCCGUGCGUCUAUCUUAUGGGUAGCGGAUGGAAGAAAAAAAAAGAACAAAUGGAACGAGACGGCUGCUCUGAGCAGGAAUCUCAGCCAUGCGCCUUUAUCGGGAUUGGGAAUAGCGACCAAGAGAUGCAGCAGUUGAACUUGGAAGGAAAGAACUAUUGCACAGCUAAAACUUUGUACAUAUCAGACUCUGACAAGCGAAAGCACUUCAUGUUAUCCGUAAAAAUGUUCUACGGCAAUAGCGACGAUAUCGGUGUGUUCCUUAGUAAACGGAUCAAAGUCAUCUCCAAGCCUUCGAAAAAGAAACAAUCGCUAAAAAAUGCAGACUUAUGCAUUGCAUCAGGGACGAAAGUAGCGCUGUUUAAUAGACUUCGGUCCCAAACAGUUAGCACCAGAUACUUGCACGUAGAAGGAGGGAACUUCCACGCCAGCUCACAACAAUGGGGAGCAUUUUACAUUCAUCUCUUGGACGAUGAUGAAUCCGAAGGAGAGGAAUUCACAGUCCGAGACGGCUAUAUCCAUUAUGGCCAGACGGUCAAACUCGUUUGUUCGGUUACCGGCAUGGCGCUCCCAAGAUUGAUAAUACGGAAAGUCGACAAACAGACCGCUUUGCUAGAUGCGGAUGAUCCAGUAUCCCAGCUCCAUAAGUGUGCGUUCUACCUUAAAGAUACCGAACGAAUGUACUUGUGCCUUUCCCAAGAGCGAAUUAUCCAAUUUCAAGCCACUCCAUGUCCCAAAGAACCAAAUAAAGAGAUGAUUAAUGAUGGAGCUUCAUGGACAAUCAUUAGCACAGAUAAAGCAGAAUAUACAUUUUAUGAGGGCAUGGGACCCGUCCACGCUCCCGUAACACCUGUGCCUGUCGUUGAAAGUCUGCAGCUCAACGGUGGUGGAGAUGUAGCGAUGCUGGAACUAACCGGGCAGAACUUCACUCCAAAUUUGCGUGUCUGGUUUGGGGAUGUGGAAGCGGAAACGAUGUACAGAUGCGCCGAGAGCAUGCUGUGCGUCGUCCCGGAUAUCUCGGCAUUCCGGGAAGGAUGGCGGUGGGUCCGCCAGCCCGUCCAGGUUCCGGUCACGUUAGUGCGCAACGAUGGCAUCAUUUACUCCACCAGCCUUACCUUCACCUACACCCCAGAGCCCGGCCCCCGGCCGCACUGCAGCGCAGCGGGGGCCAUCCUCCGAGCCAACUCAAGCCUCCUGUCCCCCAGCGAAGCGAACACAAACAACGAGGGAAGUUACACAAACGUCAGCACGAACCCCACCAGCGUCACGUCGACAGCCACCGUGGUUUCCUAACCACUGCUCUUUGUGCGGAACUUCUUAAAAAAAAACAAAACUUUUCAAGUGCUUCAAAACAAUAAAACCGAACAACUUUUUUUGUGGUUUCGCGAGGGGAAAGAAAAAAGAAGAAGAAAAAGAAUCGACCCCUCCUUGCCGCCGUAUGUACUUUUUAAAUCACCUACAAGUGCUGAUUUUAACUCGAAGCCACAAUAAAAAAAAAUGAAAUGCGUUGGGGGCCAGCACCCCUUUACGGAAAAUCUAUUU
Protobothrops mucrosquamatus (brown spotted pit viper) is the source of this 1692-nucleotide messenger RNA. It is a transcript of the gene RBPJ, whose product is annotated as recombination signal binding protein for immunoglobulin kappa J region. Lineage: Eukaryota; Metazoa; Chordata; Lepidosauria; Squamata; Viperidae. The coding region runs from base 49 to 1443 and encodes 464 amino acids. The record is from RefSeq and is a predicted model, not a curated record. Gene Ontology annotation, molecular function: DNA-binding transcription activator activity, RNA polymerase II-specific; RNA polymerase II cis-regulatory region sequence-specific DNA binding. Gene Ontology annotation, cellular component: nucleus; MAML1-RBP-Jkappa- ICN1 complex. Gene Ontology annotation, biological process: regulation of transcription by RNA polymerase II; Notch signaling pathway. The transcript is spliced from 10 exons.